Molecule: messenger RNA, 1644 nt
Organism: Aspergillus steynii IBT 23096
Lineage: Eukaryota; Fungi; Ascomycota; Eurotiomycetes; Eurotiales; Aspergillaceae
Product: putative iron-regulated transporter
Exons: 5
Coding region: 1-1506 (501 amino acids)
Biological process (GO): iron ion transmembrane transport
Cellular component (GO): membrane
Molecular function (GO): iron ion transmembrane transporter activity
Source: RefSeq, a predicted model, not a curated record
AUGUCCUUACCGUCGAGAGAUUCAGGCUCCGAUGCGCCAGCCCGUCCGCUCCUACAGCAUGAUCCCGACCGGGAAACCAGCGGGGUGGCCGGCCCUCAACCCGCCAUAACACGGCGCAUUUACAUCUCCCACUUUCUCUCCACAUGGAACUCCCGCGUGUUUGAGUUCGGGGCCAUCCUGUACCUGGCCUAUAUCUUCCCCGAUACCCUACUGCCCAUGUCAAUCUAUGCCCUCGCGCGUGGGGUCGCCGCUAUUCUGUUUGCGCCGGCGGUCGGUCAUUACAUUGACACCGGAAACCGUCUGGCCGUCGUGCGGUUUUCCAUCGUUGUUCAGCGUGUGGUGGUGGCCGCGUCCUGCGCAGUGUUCUGGGUCCUGGCACGGGGUGACCUGGAUCUCCGGGCAUUUACGCCAUGGCUGUUGGUCCUCCUUGCCCUGUUGGCUUGCGUCGAAAAGCUUUGCUCGGUCAUGAACAUGAUCGCGGUGGAAAAGGAUUGGGUCGUGGUCGUUGCCCAGGGCGAUGAUUUGGCGCUUCGAGCCCUCAAUGCGCAGAUGCGUCGAAUCGAUCUCACCUGCAAGUUGGUCGGGCCGUUGAUCAUCGGCCUGGUUGACGGCCUCUCCACCGAGAUCGCAAUCCUCGCCAACUUUGGCAUGAACAUGGCCUCCGUUCUAAUCGAAUAUUACGCCAUCGCCAGGGUUUACCAAGCAGUGCCUGAUCUCCAGCAGCCGAAACAGUCCUCUGGGGAAACCGACCCCAACGCCGAGCCAUCCCCACGAGCGUCGCCGCUCCGUCGCGUGGCGGGUGGCAUGCGUUCAUUUCUCCAUCAACUGCGCUUUUACUUCUGCCAUCGAGCGUUGCUUCCGUCGUUUGCCGGAGCGCUUCUGUACUUCACGGUCCUGGCGUUCGGGGGUCAGAUGGUCACGUACUUGCUGUCCGCGGGCUACAACUCCAUGUUGAUCAGCAUCGCGCGGACGGUGUCCGUGGCGUUUGAAAUCUCGGCGACGUGGAUUGCGCCGACCGUGAUGAGGCGAAUCGGCCCCAUCCGCAGUGGCAUCUGGUUUGUCAGUUGGCAGAUGUGCUGUCUGGCGGCGGCCAUGUCAGCCUUUUGGACCCUCGACUCGCGCAUCUGGGCUGCUUCCAGUCUCGUGGCGGGGACGAUGCUGAGCCGCGUGGGGCUAUGGGGGUUCGAUCUCUCGGUGCAGGUUAUUGUGCAAGAGGAAGUGGAAGCCGCUUAUCGGGGCAGCUUUUCAUCGGUGGAGGCGGCCUGGCAGAAUGUGUUCGAGCUGUGCUCGUACGCCACCACCAUCAUCUUUUCCCGACCGGAUCAGUUCCAUUGGCCUGUCAGCAUCAGUUGCAUCGCCGUGAUGGUGGCGGGCGGCAUGUACGCGGGAUUCGUCCGGAUGCGACGCGGGCAUCUGUUCCACCCGCCACAUUGCAUUGCGAUGCUGGACAAGCGGGCGCAGGAGUAUGAGCGGGUGCCGAGUUCUCGGACGGCUGCGUCUGCGUAGGGGCUGAGGAGGAGGAGAGUGCUUGGCAUGGAAGAGUGGUGGACUAGCGUUUCCCAUACUUACUCUGUAGUCUAUAGCACUCAUUAGGAUGAUAAAUAAAGCCAGCUCUAGAAGGCAGAGUGGCAGGCUUCCUUGCAC